This is a messenger RNA of Mesorhabditis belari, 2250 nucleotides long. The record is from the annotation of a GenBank genome assembly. Lineage: Eukaryota; Metazoa; Nematoda; Chromadorea; Rhabditida; Rhabditidae.
AUGGUGAUGGGGCUUUUGCGGAGAAGACGCGGAGCGGCACAACAGCAAACGUUGCAAGAUAUUAUCGCUGAAUGCCCGAACUCGUCCGGCUCGACUGGAACAAAACUCGAGAGUUCGAUUGAGUCAAACAUUAUGACUGAUGUGAUUCCAGCGAAAAAGUCGGGUUGGCUGCAGAAAUGGACGAAUUAUAUCAAAGGUUAUCGUCAACGGUGGUUCGUGUUGGAUGCGAAUGGAAAUCUUUCAUACUAUAGAAAUCAACACGAAGUCGGUGAAUCUUGUCGUGGAAGUAUCAAUUUGCAAGAAGCCAGAAUCUUAUCUGAUCAGGUGACGAACAAUAUUGUUAUAUCUGCCUCGUCGCAAACUUUCCACUUGAAAGCCGGUAACGAUGUUGAUCGACAACAAUGGUUAACUGCACUUGAAUAUGCAAGACAUGAAGCUAUCAAACGUGCUGAUUUGGAAGAAGAAGAGGAUGCAGCAGUUGUGGCGCAAACUGUCCAACUUUUGACGGAUGGAAAGGAGCUUGUUGCAAAUGCAAAUCACAACGUCUACAAUAAACUCGACAUGCUGAAAACAACUUCACGAUUAUUAAACAAACACGCGGAUGAUUUGUUAACAUACGCCAAUGAACCAAACGUUGAGCACAAAACAUUAGCUGAAAGAACAAAUAUUUUCAAGUUGACCGUAUCUGCCGUCGUAAAAGCAGCCAACGAGUUUACGGAGUCGUCGGAUCGGGAAGCUAAACGACUUAGUCGAGUGAUGCAUAACGAGACACAACAGAAACUUCGACUUCAAGAACAACUGGAAGCCUUGGCUUUACAACACUCCAACUUGGAACGAGCAGCCGUUCGAUCAGCAAGAACAUUAACAUCAGUAAGUGAUCUUGAAGAGGUCUUUCAUGAUGCCGAAGAAGAUUUCACCUUUAACGAAAGAAAAUCAAGUUCAUCGAGACAAGGCUCGAUGUGUGGUGAAAGUACGCCCAAGGACGAUUCCUAUUUCAAUGCAGAGAUUGUUUCUAUUCCAAAAAAUGCUGAUCAGGAUUCCUUAAACACUUCCAACACGACAACUACGGAAGCUCGCGGCCGUCCUCGAAGAAAAUCAAUUCCUGAGCGUCCAGACAUGUCGCUCAACCUUUGGAGUAUCAUGAAAAAUUGUAUUGGAAAAGAACUCAGCAAGAUACCUAUGCCGGUCAAUUUCUCCGAGCCACUCUCAAUGCUACAACGAGUUACCGAGGAUUUGGAGUAUGGAUACGUUUUGGAAAAGGCCGUGAAUUUGGACUCUUUUACACAAAUGUGCUAUGUUGCGGCUUUUGCUGUAAGCAGUUAUUCAACAACAGGUAACCGGACUACAAAGCCAUUCAAUCCACUACUUGGAGAAACAUAUGAAUGCGAUCGAAUGGAUGAUUUGGGAUGGAGAAGCUUUACAGAACAGGUUUCUCAUCAUCCACCCGCGGUUGCUCAUCAUGCCCAGGGCCGAGGAUGGGAAAUGUUCCAGGAUUUCACUAUGACUUCUCGUUUUCGAGGAAAAUAUUUGAGCAUCAUCCCUAUUGGUUGUACGCAUGUGGUUUUUCCGGAGAAAGGCAACCAUUAUUCAUUCAAAAAGGUCACAACUACCGUACAUAACAUCAUCGUUGGAAAGCUCUGGAUCGAUAAUCAUGGAGAGAUGGAGAUCACCGAUCAUCAAACGGGCAACAAGUUCGUGAAACGGCCAAAAAGGGUUACUGGAUUAGUGAAAGAUGCGGAUGGUGUUAUUCAUUAUGUCAUCCAAGGAACAUGGGAGCAUCACAUUGAUAUUUUGCGUGUCACAAAGUGCAGUGGGACUGGCGAGAAAGCAAAACUUGAGACUGAAGCACCCCGGCGGAUUUGGACUGUUAACCCAACUUUUGAGGGAUCUGAAAAAAUGCACAACUUUACAAAACUUGCUGUUGAACUGAAUGAGCCUGAAGCGGGAAUCGCUCCAACCGACAGCCGGCUCCGCCCUGAUCAACGUUUGAUGGAGGAUGGAAAAUGGGAUGAAGCAAACAAAAGAAAAAUGGACAUUGAGGACAAACAGCGAUCUCGGCGGAAGGAACGCGAAAAGGAAAUGGAGAAAGCUAUUCACCAAGGAUUACCAUAUGAAGAGUACACACCACUAUGGUUUACGAAAACACAAGAUGAAAUCACUGGAACGCUCAUGCAUAAAAAGUUUAGAUUUAAUGGAGACUAUUGGGAAUGCAAGAAAAAGCACGAUUGGAGCCGGUGCCCUGAGCUUUUU